Messenger RNA from Aureobasidium pullulans EXF-150, 703 nucleotides. RefSeq names its product NADH-ubiquinone oxidoreductase-like protein 21 kDa subunit. Bases 24 to 566 code for a protein of 180 amino acids. The transcript is spliced from 4 exons. The record is from RefSeq and is a predicted model, not a curated record. Lineage: Eukaryota; Fungi; Ascomycota; Dothideomycetes; Dothideales; Saccotheciaceae.
UGCCGAGUUACACAGAUGUGCCAAUGAGAGAGAGGCAGCAGGUGCCCGCAAAGGCCCUGAACACCGAGUACCCCCUCAUUGACAGUGACCCCCACUUCAAGCGCGUCAUCAGCUAUGCUCGCCCCGGCGACUACCUUUACGGCGUCGGCUUUGGUGCCUCGGUCCCCGCUACAAUGGCCUUGAUGGAGCGCGUCUCUCCCUCCGGUGUCUCCCGCAGCGUCUUUGCCAGUGUUAUGCGUCUCUCUGGCGGUAUCGGUCUCUUCGCCGGUUUCUACCUUUGCUACUCGAGAUCCAUCAACCGUUUCUACGGCUUCACUGAGAACCGUCGCGAAAUCGACAUGGACAUGCGCGAAAUGGUCGACAAGGUCAAGCGCGGCGAGGAGCUCUACGGCAAGAGCCAGUUGACCGAGUACAUGCAGGGCGCUGCCUCGCGUCAAUCCCGCUACUCCGGUAUCUGGAUCCACAUGAUGCCUUGGUUCAACUUUGUCAACCACAACCAGCACGGUGUCGACACUGCAAAGUACUACCAGCAGGCCGAGCGGGAACUCGAGGCCGAGAGGGCUUGAACAAAGAAGCAAAGAAAAUGAUAUCCUCGCACGAAACCCUCCCCCCACCCACACCUCUUUCUCUUGUUCUUUGCAGAUAUUCUCCCUUUUCUCUUGGCGCAUACAAUCGGUAAAUGAUAUACCUUCUUCAGACCACG